AUGGCUCACCAAAACGGGAGGCUUACUGAUUUGACUUGGCUGAGCCAACCCGAUCGUCCCGUCGUCUUGUUGUGGUUGGUACUAAUGAACGCCAUGUUCUCCUACGUUGUAGCCGGGCUCGCGGUUCUCCUCCUCUUGUACGACCCUCUAAACCAGUAUCUAACGGCCGGUCGAGAGCCACGCCGGCUGCCUCGUACGCCACGGCCGCGGAUCAAUGAGUCUAUGCUGGCUAUUGACACGGGCAAUGAGACGGCGCCUUUGAACUGCGCUCCUGACGCUUAUGCCGUACAUAUCCUCUCCAAGGCACCGCUUGUCGUGUAUAUUGAGAACUUCCUCUCGCUGGACGAGCAGGAGCAUCUCCUUGAGAUCAGCGAACCGCUAUUUGAACCAUCAACUGUCACCAACGAUGGCCACACGACAGAACACAAUACUCUAAUCCGCGACUCCGAAGUUGCAGUGGUCCCUCGUACUGACACCGUACGCUGCAUUGAGGCACGGGCCCGAUCUUUCCAAGGGUGGCGAGAUGACCUUUGGAUCGAGCGCUUGAGGACUCAGCGAUACGGGCCAAGUCAACAUUACACGCAUCACUUCGAUUGGCGCUCUGGCCCCCGUGGCUGGGGUCGCGUCAGUAGUUUCAUGGCCUGGGUGAAGGCCGAUGAGAUUGAAGGCGGUGGCACAGAAUUCCCCCAGUUGCAGCGCAACGGGCCGGACCGGCCCUGGUGUCGUUGGGUCGAGUGUCUCAAACCAGAGCCAGAAUACGCCGAUGAUGGAGCCAGCACGAAGAGGAAAGACGGUGAGCCGAUCACAGGUGUAACGUUCAAAGCGAUACCGGGCAACGCCGUCUUCUGGGAAAACUUCCGUCCUGAUGGGACGGGUAGAGGCUGGAACGAAACGUGGCAUGCAGGACUGCCUGUCAAGAGAGGCACAAAGGUCGGACUCAACAUCUGGAGCUGGGGACGUCUUUGA
Messenger RNA from Xylaria bambusicola, 966 nucleotides. Its product is annotated as 2OG-Fe(II) oxygenase family oxidoreductase. Bases 1 to 966 code for a protein of 321 amino acids. NCBI's taxonomy places the organism in Eukaryota, Fungi, Ascomycota, Sordariomycetes, Xylariales, Xylariaceae. The transcript is spliced from 3 exons. Gene Ontology annotation, biological process: peptidyl-proline hydroxylation to 4-hydroxy-L-proline. Gene Ontology annotation, molecular function: iron ion binding; L-ascorbic acid binding; procollagen-proline 4-dioxygenase activity. The record is from RefSeq and is a predicted model, not a curated record. Gene Ontology annotation, cellular component: endoplasmic reticulum.